AUGGAGGCGAAUGGUGUUGUUCUUAGUAGUAAUUUAAUAAAAUGGUUACAAACUCUUAAUCUAGUAGCAAAACAUGGAAAUCCUGCAGAACUAUCUGAUGGUGUAGCAAUAGCUGAAGCUCUAAGCCAGAUUGCACCAGAAUUUUUCACUGCUUCAUGGAAUUCAAAAAUUAAAACUGAUGUGGGACAAAACUGGAGACUCAAAGUUAGUAACAUAAAGAAAAUAUUAGAAGGAGUUGUAGAUUAUCAUCAAGAUGUUCUCAAUUUAAGUCUCCAAGAGUUUUCGCGGCCAGAUGUUGUAAACAUUGCUGAACAUGCAGAUCCAGAGGAUUUAGGGAGACUUCUACAACUUGUGCUUAGUUGUGCAGUCAACUGUAACAAGAAAGAAGAGUACAUCACGCGAAUUAUGGAACUAGAGCUGUCAUGUCAGCGAUCUAUAAUGCAAGCAAUACAGGAGUUGGAAAAUAUUACUUUGGGACAAAUUCGAGCGAGUCUGCCUGUCGAUGGGCCCACGACGGAGCACACGGAUGUUGAUAUGAAAGAGGUUCUUGCUCAGAGAUGUCAUGAACUUGAUGCGCAAGUAAAAGCCCUUCAAGAAGAAAAUAUGACGCUAUUAAGUGAAAUGAACAGGCUCACGGCAGCCCGGGAGGCUGACAACGAGAGCAAAGACGACCUGGAUGAUGCUGGAGCAUCCUUAGGACCAGCACACGCUGGUACAUUACGGUACAGCAAUAUGCGUAAACAACUGGAUUCUCUGAAGGAUGAGCUGGAUAAGGUGGAGUUACAGAGAGAUGAUCAGAAAGCGAGAGCAGAUGUUCUUGAACGAGAAGUCGCGCUUUUGAAAUUGAAGAAUGAAGAGCUACAGAUAGCGGCAAUUGACAACGUCGCGCUAAAAGACGAAGUUGAUGCGUUGAGGGAAACGGCGGCAAAGGCGGCUGCUUUAGAAGCCACUGUGGCCUCUUACAAGAAGAGGAUGGAGGAACAUGUGGACUUGCGGAGACGGGUAAAACUACUUGAGGUAGCAAACACGGAGCACGUACACCGGGCUAUAGAGUACGAGCAGGCGGCAAAUCGCGCCAACGCUAUUCGGGGACAAUUAGACAUUUAUAAGAAACAGGUAAUAGAUUUAAAUGAGAAGUUAGAUGCUGAAGUAACCAAAGCUGACCGAUUGGAGAUAGAAAACAAGAAACUUAGCAGUCACGUGGCGUCGCUCCAACGAGAGAAAGAUACAUUACUGCAAGACCGAGACAAACUAAAGGAGACGGUAGAAGAGUUGCGCUUCUCAACUAUUACAUCAGAUGAUAUUGCAAACUCUAGAGCGAAUGAAAAUGUAUCGCAGGAGUUGAUGCCGAACGAUGUUAAAGAGAGAUUAAUAAGGCUAGAACAUGAAAAUAAGUUAUUAAAGCAAAACCAAGGCGCACAGGCUGAUCAGGCUUCAGUACAAACUCUUCUAGAAGACUAUGUGGCUCGUUUGGAGAAGCAGCGAGCGAUGAAUCGCGAGGCGAAUCAACGGAUAAUGCAGUUGGAAGCGGCCAUAGAGGCGCCCCAUCCGAGACUAGCUUCUGCUAUUGAAGAUAAUCAAAGAAAAUCGCUACAAUUAGAAGAGCUGCAAGCGGCUUUAGCUGAAGAACGGCGUCGAGCAGGUAAACUCCAAGAAGCCGUAACAGCACGUGAAGCUGAACUGCUAGCGACGGAAGACAAGUACAAGAAGUGCGUCGAAAAGGCGAAGGAAGUCGUACGAACGCUUAAUCCGAGGACCACGGGUCAACAACCCUUGUCAGAUGCAACUUUGGGAUACUCUCGAGCGAUCACUAGUGCAAGUGGAGCCUGUACGACCGUAGCACGACCUGAAGCCACGCCCCCUAACGCGCAGAGACAUGAGUGGAGCGGGACAGAAGAGAGCCGUGUUUCAGUGAACGAGCAACGGCUAAUGGCGUCCGCGUGGUACGAGCUUGGCGCACGUUGCCAUCGCGACGCAGUCGAAAGUAAGUUCGCGUUAUUAUCGGCAGGACACUCGUUCCUGGCGAGACAAAGACGUCAACCCCCCAGGCCGAGGCAUUCCCCCGCUGCGCCUGCGCAUUAA
Messenger RNA from Pieris macdunnoughi, 2082 nucleotides. Lineage: Eukaryota; Metazoa; Arthropoda; Insecta; Lepidoptera; Pieridae. The record is from the annotation of a GenBank genome assembly.